UAAAACCCCUCAAGAAAUCUUCUGUCCCGGGAGUUCUCAUCACCCAGUUUGUGGAUGAUGUUCCAAAGGGAUGCAGUACACCUGACUUUGAGCGGAAACCUGUCUCUCUGACAUUGGAGGAAGGUAAAAAUGCCAUCUUCAGAGCUGUGGUCAAAGGUGUCCCAACCCCUGACGUGAAAUGGACUCGUGUACAAGGAGGAAUGGAUGAUCGUUCCAAAUAUGAAACAUUCUUCAAUAGUGUUACAAAUGAGUUUGUUCUGCAGAUAAACAAACUCACUGCAAAAGACAGUGAUUUGUAUCGUUGCUUUGCUGUGAAUGAAUACGGGGAAGCUUCAUGCUCUGCUGGCCUCAGGAUCAUACAAGAAUUAAGGAGGACACUUGAGGACUCCAGGAAGCGGCUGAGGAAGCGGGCCCCAGCACCAAAACCCAAACCCUUGGAUAAAGAAGCAGUCUGGCAAUUGCUGCUGCAUGCAGAUAAGAGAGAUUAUGAGAAAAUCUGUAUCAAAUAUGGAAUCGUUGACUUCCGUGGGAUGCUGAAAAAGCUGCAGGAGCUGAGGAAGGACACAGAGAGUGAACAAGAAGAGUUAAUACACAGUAUCAAAAACUUCAAACACAUCAAAGUCACCAAGGAUGGAAAAGCUACCUUCGGUCUGGAGAUGAACCUGAAAAGUAGUAACAGCAAAGUUUAUCUGCUUAAGGAUGGUGAGAGGCUCAGGUAUGAAACAAGUAAUGAAUACGGGAAGCACUGCCUGCGGCAAAUUGGGAGAAGGUACAUUUUCAUUGUCAACGAUGUGCAGCCAGAAGAUGCAGGAUUGUAUCAAGUCCGAGUGGAGGAUGUGCCUGUCUUCUCAACUGAACUGGACCCUGACUCCAUCCCUGUGGGAUUUGAGCAAUCACUCAGCAAUAUGAAUUGCCCUGAGGGUGAAGAUGCCAUCUUUACCUGUGUCCUACGCACCCCCUGCCAUGAUGCUGUGUGGCUACACAAAACCCACGUCCUGGAGGCAAGUGAGAAGCACCAGAUCUCUGUAAGUGCUGACGGUCUGACCCACCAGCUGAUGAUCAAAAACACUGUGCCCUCUGACAACGGCAUGUACACCAUCGACACUGGACUUUCCUUCUCAAAUGCCUGGCUUAUUGUAGGGUCACCACGUUGUCACGUCAACAAACAGCUACUGAAUGUCAGAGUCCUGAAAGGGGAUCCAGCUGAGCUGUCUUGCACUGUCAGUAAAGAUGGAGUGUCAGGAACCUGGUUUAAAGAUGGAUUAAAGUUAACCAGCAUGGAGGGAGUGUGUUUUAAAAAGGAAGGUCUAGUCCACAAACUAAUUAUUGACAAAGUGGAAGAUAUUCAUGCUGGGAAAUACAGGUUUGAAAGUGGAGAUAUAAAAACUGAAGCUUCAAUUUUUGUUGAAGAUCCUCCACAGGUUGACAAAGUUCUCCUCAAAAACUUAACGAGUGUUCCUACUGUGGCCAAGGCAGGGCAGAACGUAACCAUCAAGAUCCCUUUUGAGGGUCGGCUGCCAAUCAGAGCAGCUUGGCUAAAGGACAAGAUGGAGCUAGCAGAUGACACAAGGAUCCGUGUUGAUAAAACAGACACCUUUACCAAGCUGUCCAUCUCCAGCAGUGAGAGAAAGGACGCUGGGGAUUACAAAGUCAGGCUGAAGAAUGACAGUGGAGUCCUGGAGAUCAACUUAAAACUUGUGGUAUUUGACAAGCCCCAACCACCUGCAGGACCCAUCAAAAUCGUGGAGAGCUCUGCAAAUGAUAUCACCGUUCAGUGGAAGCCCCCUAAGGAUGAUGGGGGCAAACCUGUGCAAAGCUACAUCAUUGAGAGACAGCAGGUGGGCAAGAACGAGUGGGUGACUUUGGGAGAAACCCCCAGGAGCUGCACUACCUUCACUACUAACAAAGUGGAACAAGACACGAGCUAUCACUUCAGGGGGAGAGCUGAGGGCACCAGUGAUGCACUGGAAUCGGAGGAAGUGAAGGCUGUCAGUAAAGCUACACCUGGUGCCCCAAAUCCCCCUGAGAUUGUCAGUGCCAGCAGAGACACCAUCACAAUCUCCUGGAAAGCACCUCAGAAGAGUGGCAGUUCCCGAAUUGUGGGAUAUCUCGUUCAGAAGCGCAAGAAGGGUACCAUGACCUGGCUGCCAGUCAACAGUGUGCCUAUAGCAGACAAGAAGCUGGAGAUGACCAACCUCAAGAAAGGUCUGCAGUAUGAGUUUCGUGUGGCAGCUGUCAAUGCUGCUGGUACAGGAGAUGCCAGUGAACCAUCACAGCCUGUCUUUGCACGGGAUUCCUCGAGUCAAGUGCAGGACCUUAAAGUGAGCAGCAGUGACAGCUCAAGUAUCACCUUGACAUGGAAGAGACCUGAAGCAAAUGAUGGGAGUGAUGUGAAGGGCUAUGAAGUGGAAAUGCGGUCUUCUAACAACCUCGACUGGACCAAAUGCAAUGCUCUUCCCAUAGAGAUGACCACUUACACAGUUAAAGGCCUCCGAGCCAAGGAGAGGUACUUCCUGCGUGUCAGAGCCCUCAAUGACAGUGGCCCAGGAGAAGCCACAGAGCUUGAAGCUUUCCUUGGAGCUGCUCUCCCUGUGGUUCCUCCAAGGUUACUAAUAGAUGACACAGUGAAAAGCUUCCUGGUUAUAAAAGCAGGAAAUACCAUCCGAGUGAAUAUUCCCUUUGAAGCAUCUCCAGACCCAGUGGUGACUUGGUUUAAGGAUGGGCAUCCUCUUCCAAACCAGGCUACAACAAACACCAAAGAUGGUACCACACAGCUGCUGAUCGGAGCAGCUGAAUUCACUGACAGCGGCACCUACACAGUUGAGCUCCAGAAUGGGUUAGGGAAAAGAGAAACAUUCAGCUUCCAAGUUCAAGUUACAGAUAUCCCACAAUCACCUGGACCUAUUCAACUGCAAGAGAAUGUGCCAAACACAGUGACAGUAACCUGGGAGCCCUCAGCAUCUGAGAAAUGGGAGAGUAACCUCUACUACACAGUCCUGAAACGUGAAUCACAGAAGGGCCUGUGGCGUGUGGUGGGUGACCUGAUCUACACCAACAAGUUCACGUUCACCAGCCUGAUCCCAGGCCGGGACUACUACUUUAGAGUUGUGGCAAAAAAUAACUUGGGAACCAGUGGUCCAUCUGAAACUGUGCAGCCUUGGAGAAUUCAAAAACCAAAGGCCAAGCUUCAUGUCAAACCACAGAAGUACAAGGGAGUUAAUCAGAACCAGCCCCCGAGGAUCCUUGUCCCGUUGAAGCCUCACGUGGUGACCACUGGCAGCGAGUGCCACAUGAGCUGUGCAGUUGGAGGCCAUCCACCUCCAAAGAUCAGGUGGUAUAAGGACAGUAGAGACCUCUCCAACGAUCCCACCUAUUUUUGCACAAACGACUUCGGAGUCUGCUCCCUGGUCGUCCUGGGUGUCACGAAACAGGACGAAGGAGAAUAUAUGGUAGAAGCCACGAAUGAGUCGGGCCGUGCAUUCAGCAAAGCCUUCCUCACUAUUAAAGCGUUGGCAUAUGAGUGUUUCCAAGACCAGGCCAGCUCUACGCUGGCUCUGCCCUCGGACCACAAGCUGAAAACUAAGGGCACGGGCAAACAGCGGGUCCAAGAGCAAGUGAUGAUGACGGUGAAGAGGCAGAAGCAAAAGUCAUCCGUGUCGUCGAGCGUGGGACACUCCAACCGAGGUUCCAUGUAUGAUGGUUUAGCUGAUGGUUAUGGCUAUGGGACAUCCCGGGGCAGCUAUUACACCAAAACCCAAACAGGAAACAGCAACUGGGGAUAUCCG
Messenger RNA from Nestor notabilis (Kea), 3785 nucleotides. RefSeq names its product immunoglobulin-like and fibronectin type III domain-containing protein 1. Lineage: Eukaryota; Metazoa; Chordata; Aves; Psittaciformes; Psittacidae. The annotation marks the transcript as partial. Gene Ontology annotation, molecular function: protein binding. The transcript has 21 exons. The record is from RefSeq and is a predicted model, not a curated record.